GCGGCGGAUAUUGGGACAGACCCAGAGUGAAUCAGGACUGAGGGAGGCGCGCUAUACGCGUGAACGCGCCCUCAUCCGCCGCGUGCCCGAGAAGAAUACGGAGCGUGCGCGCUCCCGCUGCUCAGCGACAAGAUGGCGGCGGCCGCCGGAUCAGGCGUCAAAGUUCCUCGUAACUUCCGGCUGCUGGAAGAGCUGGAAGAAGGCCAGAAGGGCGUUGGUGAUGGAACAGUGAGUUGGGGUCUGGAGGACGAUGAGGACAUGACACUCACACGCUGGAGAGGCAUGAUCAUUGGACCUCCCAGGACAAUCUACGAGAACAGGAUGUACAGCUUGAGAGUGGAAUGUGGACCUAAAUACCCAGAGACGCCUCCUUUCGUACGAUUUGUGACCAAGAUAAACUUAAAUGGUGUGCAUAACUCAAAUGGUGUGGUUGACAUGCGCGCUGUGUCCUCCUUGGCCAAGUGGCAGAAUUCCUACAGCAUCCGGGUGGUUCUGCAGGAGCUCCGGCGGCUCAUGAUGUGCAAGGAAAACAUGAAGCUCCCCCAGCCCCCUGAGGGACAGAUCUACAGCAACUGAGCUCUGAGCCGACCCAUCACCCCCUUGCUUAUCCCUCUGUUCUCUUCCAUUCAAACACACACACAUAGAAAAACACAGUUUCAUGCACACAAGUACCUGAUACAUAUAAGUACACUUACAGCAGCAUAUUCCUCUUCUUUUCCAAGACUCUUGAGAAAAAAAAUGUCCUUCUCAGUCACGUCUUAUAUGCCAGGCCCCCCCUUUUCCGCAACAGCCAAUGAGCACUCCCCGCCACGGGAGCUCCCAUUGCACAGAAAAUGUGGGUGCAGGGGUGUGCCCGCCACGCUCCUCCAGCAGCCAUGCAGACCAGACGAUACAAUACAGAAUACUGUACAUCUUAAUAUUCUUCUUUUUUAAAGUCUUUAUUUGUUAUACAUGCAGAUUGUACAAAUAACAUAAAUGAUCUUAUUGAG
Astyanax mexicanus (Mexican tetra) is the source of this 989-nucleotide messenger RNA. RefSeq names its product ubiquitin-conjugating enzyme E2 variant 1 (gene ube2v1). The coding region runs from base 133 to 576 and encodes 147 amino acids. NCBI's taxonomy places the organism in Eukaryota, Metazoa, Chordata, Actinopteri, Characiformes, Acestrorhamphidae. Gene Ontology annotation, biological process: DNA damage tolerance; protein K63-linked ubiquitination. The record is from RefSeq and is a predicted model, not a curated record. Gene Ontology annotation, cellular component: nucleus. The transcript is spliced from 4 exons.